This is a messenger RNA of Schistosoma spindalis, 855 nucleotides long. NCBI's taxonomy places the organism in Eukaryota, Metazoa, Platyhelminthes, Trematoda, Strigeidida, Schistosomatidae. The record is from the annotation of a GenBank genome assembly.
AUGAUAGAGAAAACAAAACAGAAUAAUACACCAUAUAUAUAUUAUCAUCAUCAGCAGCAGCAACACCAGCAACAGCGUCAAUCCAUGAGUAUUACACCAGAUUCUAUUUAUAAUUCACCUAAUAAUAUAUUACCAAUAAUUAAAACAAUGUACUUUUGUAAUAAUAAUAAUAAUAAUAAUAACCAUAUCAAUAAUCCAUCCAAUGAAUUACAUUUAACAGUACAAUCAAAUAUUCAUCGAAGUUUAGAAGCAUUAUUAAAUGAAUUCACUAAUCCAUUAUUAUCAUCAUCAUAUAAUAAUAGUAAUAAUACCCAAAUGUUAUAUACAUAUCAAACAAUGAAUAAAGUUAAAUCAAUGAAUGAUUUACAACAGAAUAAUUCUUAUGAUAAUACAUUGAGAAAAUCUAAAGUAAACAAUAAGUUGGAUAGAAGUGUUGGCAACAAGCCACCACUUCUAUUAUCAUCAUCAUCAUCAUCAUUAACAUCAUCAUCAUUAUCAUCAUCAAAGUUAUAUCAUUCAUCAUUACAUUGUUCAAAGAUAGAAUUGAAUAAUAAUAAUAAUAAUAGUACAUUGAAUAAAUCAACAAAUUGUAUUAUAUUACCAACAAUUGAUACAUUGAUUAUAGAUUCAAAUAAUCAUAAUCAUAAUCAUAAUAAUAAAAGGGAACAAUUCAAACAAGUGAAACGUAUUUAUGUACAUUUAAAUAAACAAUUUAAUAUUAUUAAACCAGUAUUAAUUAAAAGUAAAUAUAUUAAAACAUUUGAUAAUAUAUUACAAGAAUUAAGUGAAUUAUUUCAAUUACCUAUACAUAAAUUAUAUACAUUAAAUGGUAAAUUAGUAAGUGAAUUUUUAUAA